CAUACUAUCUAAAGGUUGUAGGGCAGGCGGAAUCCCCCCCAAAACAGGCUGACCCUCCUCCAUCAGUGGCAGAUGGACAAUACUAGGAUGAACUCCUUCUUAGAGUAUGCAAUUUGUAACCGUGGGACGGGCGCCUACCACCAUUUAGAGCAAAGCUCCCCUUCCUUCCCCUCUUGCUCAGGUAGCCCCUCCAGUGACACUUUUCAUGGAGACGGGCGCUUCGGCGCUGGGGGCAGCGCGGCCGCGGCCGCCCACCUGCCCCCGCAGAGCCCCGGCUUCUUCCCCGCCGCCUCCGGGCGCUCCGUGCCCUUCGCUGCCGCUGCCCCGAGCGCCGGGUACCCAGCCCAAAGCUGCAGCUCCGGCUACGGCCACCACCAGCUUUACCUCGGCCAGCAGGACGCGGAUGGAGUGUACUUCCAGGCGGCCGGGUACUCGUCCAGCGCCGGACCCCACCUCGGCUCCCUGGCAGAGGGCUACUGCGGGGCCGUAGGGCAAUACCAGCAGCAGCACCUUUACGGGCAGGAGCAGCCCGGCUACUUGCCCGGGGUUUACGGCAAUCUCUCGCCUUCCCUAAACGAGGACAAAGACCCCGCGUGCCCCUCCGAGCCGUGCCCCAACGCCAGCGCUGCGCGGACCUUCGACUGGAUGAAAGUGAAGAGGAACCCCCCCAAGACAGCCAAAGUGUCGGAGUACGGGCUGCUGGGCCAGCCCAACACCAUUCGCACCAACUUCACCACCAAGCAGCUGACGGAGCUGGAGAAGGAGUUUCACUUUAACAAGUACCUCACCCGGGCCAGGAGGGUGGAGAUCGCCGCUACCCUGGAGCUCAACGAAACCCAGGUCAAGAUCUGGUUCCAGAACAGGCGGAUGAAACAGAAGAAGAGGGAAAAGGAAGGUCUUGCCCCGCCUGCUGCCUCCAGGUCCGCGAAGGAAGCGAGUGAAGCCUCGGAUCAGUCCAACUGCACCUCACCUGAGGCUUCUCCCAGCUCCGUGUCGUCCUGAGCCGCGGCCCCGCGGGGCACAGCGAGCAACCCGGGGCUGCCUUCGAGGGCAGCUGCUCCCCGCUGCUCCCCGCUGCUCCCCGCAGCCCCAGCCGCACACUCUUCCCUCCGAGCCGCCCCUUCGGCUCCAGCCGCCUCCCCCCGUGCGGGGCUCAUUCUCCCGCUUGCCUUCCUCUCUUAAUUUAUAGACCCUCCGUAAAACGUUGGACUCCAAAGGAGCGGCCGUGUCCUCGUUUAUCCUUAGCAAUAGGCGUUUGUCUCAGGGACGUUUCUCCCUCUCCCUUCUCCCUUCCCAAUAGGAACUGCACUUUCAACUACAGAAACUUGAAAACGAAUUUAGUUCUCUCCCGUUUUAACAACGUGCACAACGACUUUUUUUUUUUCCUGCAAGCAUCCUCCGUGCGAUGUAUUUUCGUUCCCUCGAGAUUGUUAAAAAAAAAAAAAAAAAGUUUGGGGUGCUUUUUUGUUUCGCUUUUAUUCACUCUGUGUAUCAUAGAAGGAGAUCUGAAGCGCCCAAGACCCGAAAAAAAAAAGAAAAGAAAAGAAACAAAGCAAAAAUGCAACUCCUCUGCUGCCAUUUUGCACUAUCGCCGCUUUACAGGGUUUCCUACACGCUCUCCGCCUACGUUACUAAUCCUGGGGGAGGGAGCGUUGCGCUAUCAGAGAAAACGAGAUAAGGCGAAGGCUGACCCCGGGGUGCUUUGGGCAACGGUCAUUGCCGCACCAAGUGUGAACGUGCACGGGACCAGGGCCGGGGGGGUCCGCACUGCGCUCCCCCAGCCGUGAUGCACUGACUGCUAUUUAUUGUACGCCUCGAUAGCCUCACGUCUUGGGGCGAAGCUGCGCGGCUCCUCGCAUCCCCACCCCCUUAGGUUUAUCGGUGUCCGAUGCAAACGUUAUUUAACCAUGGCCCAUUGUUACCCUUUUCCAGCAGAAACUUGAGCGCAGGGCGAACUGAAAACCACGGCGAGUUUCGUUAAAGAUCGUUUUAAGGAGAAAAAAAGGUCACCUCGCAAAACCAGUGGUUUCUUAAUCGGAAUCUGUUUUCCCUCCACUCCCUUCCCCGUGCUCUGUUUUUCGA
Messenger RNA from Numida meleagris (helmeted guineafowl), 2082 nucleotides. It is a transcript of the gene HOXB1, whose product is annotated as homeobox B1. The transcript is spliced from 2 exons. Gene Ontology annotation, cellular component: nucleus. Gene Ontology annotation, biological process: regulation of transcription by RNA polymerase II. The record is from RefSeq and is a predicted model, not a curated record. NCBI's taxonomy places the organism in Eukaryota, Metazoa, Chordata, Aves, Galliformes, Numididae. Gene Ontology annotation, molecular function: RNA polymerase II cis-regulatory region sequence-specific DNA binding; DNA-binding transcription factor activity, RNA polymerase II-specific. The coding region runs from base 73 to 1002 and encodes 309 amino acids.